Messenger RNA from Chaetomium fimeti, 4082 nucleotides. RefSeq lists its product as uncharacterized. NCBI's taxonomy places the organism in Eukaryota, Fungi, Ascomycota, Sordariomycetes, Sordariales, Chaetomiaceae. The transcript has 4 exons. The record is from RefSeq and is a predicted model, not a curated record. The coding region runs from base 1 to 3933 and encodes 1310 amino acids.
AUGUCGCUGAAUGGGUUGGAUGAUGAACGAGUCCAGGCGGCGCACGAGGCGGCCGUCGCAGAACCGGGAGGAUGGUUUUUGCUCAAAUAUGCCAGUCGCGAUGAAGUCGAGCUGCUAGGUCGGGGUAAUGGUGGCAUUGUCGAGAUCCGUAACAACAUUGCGCAGUAUGAGGACAAGUCGCCGCUGUAUGGCUUCCUUAGAUACAGGCGCCGGAAUGUCAUCAUCAAAUACCUCCCUGAGGGCUGCUCCAGGUUAAUUCAAGCGCGGGUGACUGUCCAUUUCGACGAGGUCUGCGACCGCUUCUCGCCCCACGACACUACCUUUUCGAUCGCCGACUCGAAGGAGCUCAAGGACACCAAGUUGUCAGCCGCCUGCUCACUCCAUGCUGCGUCUGGCUCGACAUCUUCCUCAACAAGCUCACUGCGUCGAAGGCGCUUGAUGGAAAUUACAGAAGAAGAGGAAGAGGAAGAACGGGAAAGGAAGCGACAGUCGGUUGUUAAGGAGGAGGAGCGCCCGAAAUCGCCCUCGGCGCAAUCUGGACCCCCCGUCAAACUGGAUGCGGACCUUGCCAGCUUGCCCGGGGCUUCACAGUUUACUAACGAACUUGAACCACCCCAAUUUAUGGGCGUUCCCAGGCCCUCUUCCCCAGCAAGAUCCUUUGACGGGAGCACACGGCGCAUGUCCUCGCAGUCGUCACGCACCGAUCUUUAUCCAUCUACUGCUUACCCGUACUCAAAGCCACGGGUUAAGCUUGGGCCAAGGCCUUCCGCUGACCCUACUGGCCGCCCGCGAUCAUCCGGUGGGAGUUCAGCCCACCGAGUAGCAACAGUUCCAGCUGGCCUCAAGUCCAUGUCCAAAGGCACGAGAAAGGGUCGUUCUCACUCCCAAAGCCAGGAGGACGAAGCCCAAGAACAGGCAGAAGAUACUUUCUCGCUGAUCGAAAUAGCCGAGGCUGAGAUGAAGCCUUCCGAGAACGGACCAUCCCAACCCCAGCUCGACAACGCGACUGACGCGCUAGCCGACACGAUGCCUCCACACAAGAUCGACAUGCCUGCUCCGGCCCCACAGCCGACCAAACAGAACACCAUGACCCCGGAAAAAGCUCGGCUCCUGAAGGCGAUGAAAUUAAGGGAGAAGAAGUUGAUGAGCCUACAACCAACACUCGACGUUCCAAGCACCGAUAUACCAUCCGCCCCCAGCACACCGGGCCUUCCGGACGAGAAACAAGAUACCGUGGUGGCAGAAGCAGUGGCGUCGGUGGACCAAGCCCAGGCCGGGGGCGAUGCGCAGCAAGAGGAGGCCCCUGCUACCUCCAAGUCUGACUCCGGAGUUGACGUCGGAACGGACCAUGCAUCUGUAGACACUGCCAUGGAUUCCCAUCCUGCGUCGCCCGCAGCGGUAUCAGAAACUGGCGAUUCCACGCAGGCUUCAUCGCUAUCUGAUUCGACGGACGAAACCAUACAUGCCAAGGAUGAGCAACCAAUUCGCGAAGCAGAACAGGGCGCGGUCGGCGAUGACAACAACAAACUAGCAACCUCGGCCCCAGAGGAACACAUAGGCGGAACGGAACCCAGACAACACGACAGAGAGUCUCAAGCGACAAUUACUGCCGUCGACAAGGGGGAGCUCCUCAUGUCGCCCGAGGCAAAAGUUGAGCAGCUCACCGCCCCGAACGUGCCGACGGGUGAUGUCGUCCCCGAGGUUUCACCGACUCCCGCAUUGCCCGAUGUGCCAGCUCAGCCCAGCAUACCCGAGAAGGACACAAGCGACGUAGCGCCAACUGAGGCAGCUGAAGCAUCAGCGCCAACGUCCGACUUGCCGCAGGAAGCUGAACCCGUGGGCGAGGCAAAGGCUCCGCUGACACAGAUUCACAUCCCGCUUUCCAAGUUCUCCACACAGGAGACCAAGUCCCCCACAACCACUACGAACCAGGAUAUUCCCUCGAUUGUCGCCCAAACCUCGGAUGUGGACUCGUGGCGUGUUGGAGAGUCGGCACCUCCCGUUCCGGAGAAGGAUGAUGUAGACGGAGAUGCCAAACGACGAAAGCUUCCGGACCGUAUCCGUACUGAUUUGGAUGCCCCGGACAACGACAAGCGGCGCUCGGUUAUCAGCAUUUUGGAUAACGACGGCUUCAUGGACGAGCUGCAAUCGGCGACCGUUCAGCAGGCAACGCCGAUCACCGUGUCCAAGUCCCCGAUUUCUCCCUUCUUCGGGAUGGACCAGCCUUCCAAGAGACCUGGCGGCGGUCCGGACGACAAUGCAUCCGCCCGGUAUGUGAGAACGGUUUCGAACCCUGUCCGCAAUUCCCAUCUGGGUGGUGAAGUGCCGUCUGGCCCGGUCAGGUCGGCGUCGUCUGGUGCUGCUUAUCUACAAAAGCCCUCUCAACAACAGCCAUCUGCGGAUUCAAAACCCAAGAACGCCAAACUGGGUUCGAGCAUCUCGCAGCGGAUCAAGGCGCUAGAAAAGCUUUCGGUCAGUGCUCCCGGCGUGGAGGUGGUGACGACGCCGAAGGAGCGUCCUGCAUCCACCUUCUUCGCUGUCCGCAAAACGAGUGUGCGAGACAGCUCGCGACCAUCGUCCGUGGCCGACCGGGCGAAUUCGAUGACGAGGGAUGUAUCGCCCACCCCUCCAGCGUCAAGGGACUCGUCGUCUCCCGAGGCUACCCGGAACAUGGGACGCGGCCGGUCUGGAUCCUUGGUGAAUCGGUUGUCCAUGUUCGAAGGAGGGAUGCCUCCCAGAGGUAGGCCCGAGUCCGUCCAGGUUACAGCCCGCAUUGUCCGAGAUCCGAACCAACGGUUCCCCAAAGGCCCCGAACCAAAGGGGGGAUCGACAGAAUACGGCAACCUGGACUUGAAGCAGUCACCAUUGCUAGUAGAUGUUCAGAACCGCACCGACUCACGGAGCCCUGUGCGGCCUCCUAGCGUCAUGUCUACGCGCACGCUGGAGCGCGAGAUAGCAGAUCAGGCCAAGCAGACCUUGCUGGAACGGCGACUAUCGAAACGAUCUCGGGAUGGCGAGAAGGACGCGGCAACGACAGAAACUACUGAAGGCCGCCGCCCUCGACGACGGUCGUCUCUAUCGGUUGUGAAGGAUUUCAUCAAGGACCGGACGGAGUCGAUCAUCGGUGCCAAGUCACCGUCUGCGGAUAACCUGACCUCCCCAGCGCCCACGAGCAUGGCGUCCCCUUCGGCUUCGCGACCGUCAUCUCGUGCCCGAUCAGUCAACCAGUCCGGCUCUCUGGCUCGUCGUCUCAGCGUUAGCAGCCGACACUCGGCAAUUGAGCAAAACAACACGACACUUUCCGCUGCGACCCUGCCCCCUCCCCGGGGUGCGGACUUGAGUGCCGAGGCGAAUGCUGAGGCCAAGAUUGAGAAGAGGUCCGGUUCCGACCCAGCCAGCCCCAAGAGCAACCGUGCCUCCCGCUUUAUGCGGCGCCUCUCUAAUACUCUUGUGACCGGCAGGAAGAAUACCGCUCCAUCCAUCUCGCCCACCGUGGCUGAGGAGAACGCUGCCGAGGUCGAGGCUGCGUCCAGGGGUAGCACAGCUGUUAGCGCUGCGGCCCAAGCCCCGCCUAGCAUCGUCGCAUUCAUGGGCGAUGUCAAUGUCCAGUUCCCUGACAACCUCUUGUGGAAGCGCCGAAGCAUCUGCCUCGACAGCCAGGGCUUCCUGAUCCUGAGCGCGGUGCAGGGUACGGCUAUGAUGCCUACCGCUCUUUCCGGCAAGGACAGGAACGGCGCUAUGGUCAAGCGGUACCACAUGAGCGACUUCAAGGCCCCGUAUGCGCCCGAUGUGGAGCUGCAGGAGCUGCCCAACAGUGUCGUUCUGGACCUGGUUGAUGGCAGCGGGCUCCAAAUCGCCUGCGUGGACCGCGCGGGCCAGAUGAGCAUUCUGCGUAUUCUCGAGGAGGCUCACCUUACCCACUCGAACUUCUAAUCUUACCCGACUUUUCGGAUUUUUCACGGUCCGUCACGGGCUUGUUAUCACUUAUCACAUGGCGAGCAAUGGCUUCCCUUCGCGGUCUGGCAACCAACCCAUUUCUUCCUGGGUCGACGACCCUUCUCUCCUUAUAACCGACCUUUACC